Messenger RNA from Camellia sinensis, 1922 nucleotides. The record is from RefSeq and is a predicted model, not a curated record. NCBI's taxonomy places the organism in Eukaryota, Viridiplantae, Streptophyta, Magnoliopsida, Ericales, Theaceae.
CUGACUCUAUAGCUGCCCGCUCUCCAAUCCAACCCCUCUCUCUCUCUAAACAAACUCCGCGGAGAGAGAGAGAGAGUACUUAAAUGCAAAGUUUACCAUUCAGCCACCGCCACAACCACCACCUCCACCUCUAGGCACAGCGGCAAAUGACCCAGGUGGAGCAUCUCCCUCUGGGUUCCAUUGCCUUGCCAUAAACAUAUACACAUAAUACAUAUAUAGAGAGAGAGAGAGAGAGAGAGAGAGACAGAGGAGAGACAGAGAAGGGGAAGUGAUGGGUCAGGGGCUUAGUUGCGCAGCGAACUACGAGCAUGGGCUCUACACUGCUGUUCAGUUCGGAGACCUGGAAACUGUUGAGAAUCUGUUACAGAGAGACCCAACUCUCAUCAACCAGACCACAGUCUACGAUCGCCACUCUUCUCUUCACAUCGCUGCUGCCAAUGGCCAGAUCGAGAUUGUUUCUAUGCUUUUGGAUAGAUCUGUUAAACCAGAUUUGUUGAAUCGUCAUAAGCAGACUCCGCUUAUGCUGGCUGCGAUGCAUGGGAAGAUCUCUUGUGUGCAAAAGCUUAUUGAAGCUGGAGCUAAUAUUUUGAUGUUUGAUUCAAUUCAUGGAAGAACCUGCUUGCACUAUGCUGCUUACUAUGGUCAUUCUGAUUGCCUUCAAGCAAUUCUCUCUUCAGCCCGUCACUCCCAUGUCGCCGCUUCUUGGGGUUAUACCCGGUUUGUAAAUAUUAGAGAUGGUAAAGGAGCAACCCCAUUGCACUUAGCAGCCCGUCAAAGACGGCCCGAAUGUGUCCAUAUUCUCUUGGACAAUGGAGCUCUUGUAUGUGCUUCAACCGGUGGAUAUGGAUUCCCUGGAAGCACUCCGCUUCAUUUGGCUGCUAGAGGGGGUUCUCUGGAUUGCAUCCGCGAAUUGUUGGCAUGGGGCGCAGAUCGACUCCAAAGAGACUCAUCUGGGAGAAUACCAUACAUGGUCGCUCUAAAGCACAAGCAUGUAGCUUGUGCAGCGUUGCUGAAUCCUUCAUCAGCAGAGCCUCUUGUUUGGCCAUCACCUUUGAAGUUCAUUAGCGAGCUUAAUGCAGAGGCAAAAGCUUUGUUAGAACAGGCACUGAUGGAGGCAAACAGGGAGAGGGAAAAGACCAUUUUGAAGGGGACAGAUUUCUCGCUUCCAUCUCCAUCAUAUUCUGAUACUGGGGUUGAUGACAAUAUUUCUGAGUCGAGUGACACCGAGCUAUGCUGCAUAUGCUUUGAUCAAGUGUGCACAAUUGAAGUCCAAGACUGCGGUCACCAGAUGUGUGCGCAAUGCACGCUCGCAUUAUGCUGUCAUAACAAGCCUAACCCAACCACGACAUGCCUUACUGCACCAGUUUGCCCAUUUUGCCGGAGCAGCAUUGCCCAAUUAGCGGUUGCCAAAGUUAAGACCAACAAUGUCGACGCUGACCACGACAUUACCUCCUCGAAGCUAAGAAGGUCAAGAAAGUCCAAGAACUUCAGCGAGGGAAGCAGCAGUUUCAAGAGCUUGUCGGCAAUGGGCUCAUUUGGUAAAAUGGGAGGCCGUGGCUCAGGUAGGAUUGCCGCUGAAAAUGAGUGGGUGGAUAAAUCUUGAUACCGAGAAAAAAUUGGUUUCAAGAAUUGCAUUUGGCAGUCGAUUUUAACCCCCAUGGGGGUCCAGGACCCAAUUCAUUUGGGGUAUAGAUAGAUAGAUAGGUAGAUAGAUCUCAAUUUGCAUUGUAGAUUUGGGAAAUGAAUAAGUAUUGAUUUUCAGGUUUGGGUUGGUGAGUAUUGUUUUGUGUGGGUCAAAUUGUUGUAAUAUUGGUUUACCUUCAGCUUGAAGAAGCAGCGUGGGCCUCUGUUAGUUACUUAAACAAAACAAACAAGAAGUCUAUUUAUUUACUUCUUUUCAAAGUGAAAUUUGCAUUCUUCAA